AUGAGAUCGCGUCGAGUGAGCGGCUAUAACAUUGGUGGCUUGAGCGACGUUUGCGUGACACUUUCGUCCAAAACACACAACAUGAUGGUUGCUGUAGUGACAUUUGCCUUGCAUAAACUAAUUUUAAUCUUAGUUGUAAAUCAGGUCUACUGCGACUCCUUUAGCUCUCCUAACCCCCGAGCUGGUGACGUCAUCGACAAGUUCGAGCUGGACAUGGGCUCUAGUGGACCGAAGUCCAGCUUGUUCUCCGAGUGCCAAGCUCUAGCCAACACCAUCGAGGGAAGCCUGUACUCUGUUCCCAUCUCGGAAAAUAUUGAAUACCUUCGCUUCGCCCCUCUCCAAAGUCGUGCGAUGGAAUGGACAGAAUUAACAAUUGAUGGUGACACAGGAGUCCUAGCGUGCAUCCUGAAGGCGGCCGAGCUUAUGGCCUGGAUGGUCAAGUACGAAGGCAAAUGUCUUGCCACAUUCAGCGACGUCUACAACUCCACUGAAGAACAGAGCUGCGACAACCCGCAGGAGGUAGUUUACGUCAUCACAGAUGCCAAUCUGGCCAUCGACUACAGCCGCGGAAAGGAUGGCGUGUGGCGCUGGCCCGGCGGUGAGGAGAAGUCGUUUCCAUGGGUGGAACAACCAGAAGACUAUCACGAUUGCGCCCUCGGGAACAACUGA
Molecule: messenger RNA, 669 nt
Organism: Hyalella azteca
Lineage: Eukaryota; Metazoa; Arthropoda; Malacostraca; Amphipoda; Hyalellidae
Exons: 6
Coding region: 1-669 (222 amino acids)
Source: RefSeq, a predicted model, not a curated record